Messenger RNA from Pygocentrus nattereri (red-bellied piranha), 777 nucleotides. RefSeq names its product class A basic helix-loop-helix protein 9. Gene Ontology annotation, molecular function: protein dimerization activity; RNA polymerase II transcription regulatory region sequence-specific DNA binding; DNA-binding transcription factor activity, RNA polymerase II-specific. The coding region runs from base 1 to 777 and encodes 258 amino acids. The transcript has a single exon. The record is from RefSeq and is a predicted model, not a curated record. Lineage: Eukaryota; Metazoa; Chordata; Actinopteri; Characiformes; Serrasalmidae. Gene Ontology annotation, biological process: regulation of transcription by RNA polymerase II; developmental process.
AUGAGCUUGACCACCACCAGCACAGAGUCUGAAUUUUCUGAGGAUGAUCAGGAGAGUUGUCCACUGGACCUGGGAGAGGACAAUAGCAGUGAAGAACCUUUGAAGAGAUCUUCUACCAUGUCUGAAAGCAAUGCUGGACCUUGCCCCAGCAAGCAAGCUAAGAAGCGAAGCCGGCCGCCUCGUUCCAAAGCCCGCAGGGUUGCAGCCAAUGUUCGGGAGCGCAAGCGGAUCCUGGAUUACAACCAGGCUUUCAAUGCCCUACGCACUGCCCUCAAGCAUGACCUAAGCGGCAAACGUCUGUCCAAAAUCGCCACUCUCCGCAGGGCCAUACAUCGCAUCUCAGCACUGUCCACGCUGUUAGGAGCGGACACUCCAGCCUGCGGCCAUCCUGAGUGCCACAACAGACUAGAGGAAGAGGAACCUAAUUCUAGGACUACCAAAGGGUUCCAGGAGCAACCAGAGAAAUAUGGCCAGAACCCCCACCAACGUACGGUAUCUUCCGAGAUGCACAUGUUCCAGGACAGUUCUGCAAACCCUGCAAGUUCCCCUCGUGACAGCAGUUCUCAGGCAUACAUGACCUACCGGCACUAUAACCACCCUCAAGAGGAUCUGACCUAUCCCUAUUAUGGAGGAGCUGCUGGAUAUCAUUAUGGUUUUAAGGCAACUUGUCAUCAGAACCACAUGGACUGCUUUGUGGACACUUCUGCCAUGCCUUUGCCUUGGCAGCAGGGUUACCUGCAGGGCUCAGGGUUUCAGCAGUCCCUAAGCAUGCACUGA